Dufourea novaeangliae is the source of this 1680-nucleotide messenger RNA. Its product is annotated as leucine-rich repeat-containing protein 15-like. The record is from RefSeq and is a predicted model, not a curated record. Gene Ontology annotation, molecular function: protein binding. Lineage: Eukaryota; Metazoa; Arthropoda; Insecta; Hymenoptera; Halictidae. The transcript has 7 exons. Bases 1 to 1680 code for a protein of 559 amino acids.
AUGACCCCCGCGACCAGGAACGUUUUACUAUUGCUAUCCCUCGGGAUCGCGAUCCAACGAGGUGGAACCGUACCGUCUCGCGAUUGUGCGCUUUCCGAUUCGAAUCUCGAACGAUCGACCGGAUCGGAGACGAUUUCGGUGGGAUUAAGAUCGGGUUCGGACAGUGCUGUUCCCUCGGCGAUCCUGGAGGAGCUCGAGAAUCGAUUAUCGCGACUCGAAAGAAGACUUAGAGCGGUCGAGCAGCCUGUUUGGCAGAUGGGAGAGGCUGAGGAGGACUGGGAAGUAUGCGCGGAAGGACCGUGCCGAUGCCAGCCGGAAACCAAAUCGGUGUCCUGCUGGAGGCAGGAAUUACUGGAUCUCCCAGCGGCGCAGCUGGUUCCACGGGACGUGCUCAAACUGGAUCUGGCUGGAAAUCGAUUGACGGCACUUCACCGGGACACCUUUUUGGACAUGACGCGACUGAAUCAUCUAGAUCUCGGCGACAACGCGAUCGAACAUCUCCCAUUGAACCUGUUCUUUUCCCUGCACGCCGUCACGCAUCUCAGACUGAGCAAAAAUUUACUCAGGGAGCUGCAUCGGUCUCAAUUCUUCAGCACUCGAAAUCUGCGAAUCUUGGACGCCUCCUCGAACAGACUUCGAACACUACCGGAGAGUCUGUUCUUGAGCACCACCUCGUUAGUGUUGCUCGAUCUAUCCUGCAAUCGUAUCACGAACCUAGCGUCGGGUACGUUUCGCGGAUUGGCCGUGCUCGAGGAGCUUCUGCUGGGAAAGAAUCGGCUCUCGACCCUGCCGAACGAUCUGUUGCAAGACUUGGCGAAUCUAAAGUACCUCGGCCUCGAAGAGAAUCGACUCAAGGAACUGCCGAACGAUGUGUUUCGGGGCCAAGCGUCGCUUCGCGAGUUGAACGCUAGGGGCAAUCAACUGACGGAGAUAUCCGGAAACCUGUUGGCUCCGCUCGAACGAUUACGCUCGCUCGAAUUAUCCAACAACAAGAUAACACGGAUCGAUCCGAGCGCUUUUCGAGGUUCGACCGCGCUGAAAGAUCUUCAGUUGGGCCACAAUCGAAUACGGAGCCUGACACCAGGCUUGUUUUCGACUUCCGACCGUCUCGAACGAUUGGUCUUGUAUGCCAAUGGGAUCGAGAGCUUGCCCCGGGGUGCGUUCCGCGGCCUGUCCAACCUGACGUCCCUGUUCCUUCACUCGAAUCAUAUCGGAACGAUGCAUCCCGAGUUGUUCCAAGACACGCCGAAUCUACGAAAAUUACAGUUGGAGUCCAAUUAUUUGACCUCGUUGCCGCCUCGUCUUCUGGACCCGGUACCGAGCAUCGAGCAGCUUCGUCUGGCUAGAAAUCCGUGGCACUGCGACUGCGCGGCCUCUUAUCUAGCCGUUUGGCUGCAGAAACGAUACUACGCGGCGGCUCGAGCGAACGACACCUCGAACGGUACGGAAAGUUUGGCUGCGUGGGAGUUCGGGGCCGGGGCGAUGUGCAGGGGACCCGGUACUCUCGGGGGCAAGAUGCUGAUGCGCUUGACGUUUCACGAGCUCUGCGAGGGUCAAUGGGCCUCGAUGAGGGGUCUGGUACCUCGACUACCCGUCGAUCACGGUGGGACUAGCGGCCCUCCGGCCGAUCCGUCGUCGAACGACUCGGUGCCUUUGUCCCCACGUGACACUAUCCCAUAG